GGCGCGGUGGAGGCCCGGGGUGGUGAACAGUCUCCGGCACCAUGUUUGGUUUGUCUGGCCCUCUAGCCCAGCGUGGCCCUUGCCCGUUAGCGUUGCUGCUUUUACUCCUCGGCCCCAGCUCGGUCCUCGCCAUCUCCUUCCAUCUGCCCGUUAACUCCCGCAAGUGCCUCCGCGAGGAGAUCCACAAGGACCUGCUGGUGACGGGCUCGUACGAGAUCACCGACCAGUCUGGGGGCGCUGGCGGCCUGCGCACCCACCUCAAGAUUACAGACUCUGCUGGUCAUAUUUUGUACUCCAAAGAGGAUGCAACCAAGGGGAAAUUUGCCUUUACCACUGAAGAUUAUGACAUGUUUGAAGUCUGUUUUGAGAGUAAGGGAACAGGGCGGAUACCUGACCAACUCGUGAUCCUAGACAUGAAGCAUGGAGUGGAAGCGAAAAAUUACGAAGAGAUUGCAAAGGUUGAAAAACUCAAACCUUUGGAAGUAGAGCUGCGACGCCUGGAAGACCUUUCUGAAUCUAUUGUUAAUGACUUUGCCUACAUGAAGAAGCGUGAGGAGGAGAUGCGUGAUACCAAUGAGUCAACAAACACUCGGGUCCUGUACUUCAGCAUCUUUUCAAUGUUCUGUCUCAUCGGACUAGCUACCUGGCAGGUGUUCUACCUGCGCCGCUUCUUCAAGGCCAAGAAAUUGAUUGAGUAAUGAGACCCAGUCUCCUCCCACCUGUAUCAGCCACAGAACACCGCUGGGACGUGCCUCGCCUGCUGCAUCCUACCUAAAGCACCAUCGAGGCACAUUGGAGCUUUCUUGCCAGAACUGAUCUCUUUUAGUGUGGGAGGACUUGGGUUCCCACCUACACCCAACAAGUUAAUGAGGGACCGCUUUUUAAGUUGGUAGGAUUUGGACUGGUUUUGCAACAAUAGGACUAUUAGUCACAUAUGACAAAAGAGAGGGGUUACCUAGAUAACGCCAAAGCCAGCAUUUUUACUGGGUUUCCUCUUGUGAUCUGUUUGAACCAUGGUUUUUGGGGGUUUGUUGUUUUUUGGUUUUUUUUUUUUUUUUUUCCUUCACAUCCUCAUCAGCUUGGGCUUCUGCUCUGGGUCCUUUACCAGGAUUUGUAUGACCAUGUUGAACUUUUUUUCUUCUGAUUGUUUCCCUUUGGACUUCUUUUGACAACACCCUUAACUUUCUCUGUCAGUUGCCAUGUUUAGGUAUCUUCUGGUGGUAUCCUUUCAUAAUUUUAUGUCUCUUAAAAGGAGAUGGAUGUGGCACCUCAUAGAAAUGAGCUUUGAACUAUAGAUAACAAAUUUUCAUUUUUAGAGAAUUAAAUAUUUGUGCUCAACCUCCUGAACUUUUUUUGUUUAUGUGUAAUUUAGUUCUGUGCAGUUUUACCACAUGUAGAUUCAGGUGACCACCUUCAGAACGUGCACAACAGUUCCGUCACGUGGAUCCUUUGUGCCACAUCCUCCUCCCUCCAUCUUCUGGCACCACUAAUCUGUUCUCCAUCUCUAUCAUUUUGUCAUUCAAGAAUCUUAUAUAAAUGGAAUCACAGAGUUGUGUAACCUUGAGACUGACUUUUUCACUAAGCCUAAUUCCCUGGAAAUCCAAGUUGUUGCAUGUAUCAAUAAUUUGCUCCUUUUUAUUUCUCAGUGUUUCAUGGUCUGGAUGUACCACAGGUUAAUCAUUCACGCAUUGAAGGACAUCAGGGUUGUUUUCAGGUUUUGGUCAUUACUAAUAAAGCUGCUGUAAACAUUUAUAUAAGUUUUUAUGUGAAUAUAAAUUUUAAUUUCUUUGAAAAUGAAUGCCCCAGAAGGCAAAUUGCUGGAUGGUACGGUAAGCACAUAGUAGUUUUGUUAGAAAUUGCUCUCUUAUCUCCAGAGAGUAGCUAUGCCGUUUUACAUUUCUACCAGUAAUGUAUGACUGGCUAACUCUUCAGAUCCUCACCACUUUUUGCUAUGAUUAUAUGUGCUAAUUAAGAAAGCGCAGCAUCUACAUUAAUUACUGUUUUUUAUUUUUGUCAUUCUAAUGGUCAUGUGUAGUGAUACCUCAUUAUGAUUUUAAUUUGCAUUUUUCUAAUGGCACAUGAUGUUGAACAUCUUUUCAUGUGCUUGUCAUUUACAUAUCUUCUUUAGUGAAAUACCUGUUCUUUUGCCCGUUUUCUAGUAAGAUUAUUUGUCCUUUUUACUGUUGAGUUUUGCAAGUCCCUUACAUAUCCUAAGUGAAGUCCUUUGUUAGAUAUGUGUGCUUGAACUUAGAGCAUAUUUUACUGUGCUUGAACUUAGAGCAUAUUUUACUAAUCACAUUUCACAUAGGUAGUUUAUGAAGUCUUUUUAUAAACUACUCACUGACUUCUUUUCCUAGUGUAUUUCAGCUGAAGAAUUAAGACAUACAAGGUAUAAAGAAAAUUGCACGUGAGUGAGGAUAGCUACAAGUCACCAUGGGCACAUGAGGCCAUUACUAAUGGAAAUAAGAGAAAAUGUUGAUACAGAUGGACAUGUUCAUAAGCAGUUAUGAAGACUGCUAUCACUUGACAUUCCCCCCUCCCCUUCCUAAGAAAAUGAGAGUUUGUCCUUUUUGUAAUCUUUUUUAAUUUCUGUUACAGGGCUCAUCUAAUCAUAGUGGCAAGAAAUGCAGGGCUUGAAGCUGUGCAGUUUGCAGUGAAAAAGUAGCCCAUAGAGUUAACAGUGAAUACUGCCUUGAUGACUAGAUAAAAUACAAGGGUGGAAGAGGGAGUGAAAUGUGUUGUUAAAUCUCAAGCUGUUCUGUUAAUGCUACUGUGAAUCCAAAAAUGUUUUGUUCCACAUUUGAUGCUUUGUGUGAACUCCUCUGGUGUGGCAAUGUGGUUCUCGUAUUAAUUUAUGCAACAUCGCCAUCUGCUGUCAAGAACUGGACCCUGCUUCUGAUAACCUGGCUACAGAUACUGAGAAAGUUUUAUCUGUGGGUAUGACACAUACUAAAUGAUGAAGGAUGCAUCUGAGUAGGAACAUUGUUACCAAAUCAUAGGUUAGAUUCACCUUUCGAUAUUUAAAAGUGAAAUUCUGUCCUCUACUAUUAAUCUAAAAAGAUAACGCUUUAACAUUUCUGAUGGUGCCUUUCCCCUUUAUAGAAGUUAUGGAAACUAUUCAGUUGGUUAUAGUCUUCUAUUCUGACAAAAUGUCAAAGAUAGGAGAGGAUUUUAUUUUGUUGAUGUUUUUGUUGCCAGAUGUGACUAUGAAACUGAAAUGUUUCCAUGUCCUUUCCUUCUACUUAUGCCAAAACUACCAACACAUUUGUGCUUUGGGUUUAAAGUUCAUUGAUAUUAUACCUUGAUUUUGUCUAAAAAAUAAACUUACUUGCCUUUGAGAAAAGAUUAGUGUAAGAGCAAAUUUCCUUUGAAAAUGAGGAUGUUACCUGCUUUCUUCCAUUUUUGAGCCUAUUCAACAUGGUCUAUAUAAUACAAAUGAGAAUGAUAAAGCCUCGUUACACCAUUGUCAUAAGCCAUUUUUCUGUUUAAUGGAAAGAGGCAUGGGGAAUUUAUAGGUUCACUUGUUAAGCAUUGGGCUGGGGAUUUUUGUGUAAAUUUUCUCAAAUAAAGGCUAGCAGAAAACA
Molecule: messenger RNA, 3584 nt
Organism: Condylura cristata (star-nosed mole)
Lineage: Eukaryota; Metazoa; Chordata; Mammalia; Eulipotyphla; Talpidae
Gene: TMED10
Product: transmembrane emp24-like trafficking protein 10 (yeast)
Exons: 5
Coding region: 42-698 (218 amino acids)
Biological process (GO): endoplasmic reticulum to Golgi vesicle-mediated transport; intracellular protein transport; Golgi organization
Cellular component (GO): Golgi apparatus; endoplasmic reticulum; COPII-coated ER to Golgi transport vesicle
Source: RefSeq, a predicted model, not a curated record